Molecule: messenger RNA, 429 nt
Organism: Triticum turgidum subsp. durum (durum wheat)
Lineage: Eukaryota; Viridiplantae; Streptophyta; Magnoliopsida; Poales; Poaceae
Source: the annotation of a GenBank genome assembly
AUGACAGGGAUAAAGAACGGAAAACAUGGCUACCAAGGAUUAAUAGAGGCCGCGGUGACAAUCUCCAGAAUCUUCAGGCUCGACACACAGUGCGAGAUUGUGGCCAGCGCUCUCGAACGAGCAAUGCCAAGCUACAUCGUCACAAUGAUAAAGGUGAUGAUGCCGCCUUCAAGAUUUUCCAGGGAGUACUUUGCUGCCUUCACCACCAUAUUCUUCCCUUGGCUGGUUGGACCAUGUGAGGUCAGGGAAUCUGAAGUCGAUGGAACGAGAGAGAAGAAUGUGGUGUACAUCCCCAAAUGCAGGUUUCUGGAAAGCACCAACUGUGUCGGUAUGUGCACGAACCUUUGCAAGAUCCCAUCCCAGAAGUUUAUGCAAGAUUCGCUUGGAGUUUCUGUGUACAUGUCACCCAGUAAGCUUCCUUUGCUCUGA